AUGUUUCCUGCCGGCCCCAGUGUGAAACAGCAGCUUGCACCUACACGUCAACAUUGUUCUACUACACCGUGUUGUGGUACUGUCGGCACUUCUAUCGUUACACAGCUCCCUGCCUCGGUCACAACAGCCAAUUCUCUCCUACCAUGUCCAGAGCCUUUUCAUAUAGAGGCUAGAACCUGGCAUUCUUCAAGUACUAUCUCUGGUAAGCUUCCUGGAUCAGCUCGCCCCGUUGCUACAGAUGGCUCGCAUCAAGUGGACCCCAUGGAUUUCGAAUAG
Molecule: messenger RNA, 276 nt
Organism: Protopolystoma xenopodis
Lineage: Eukaryota; Metazoa; Platyhelminthes; Monogenea; Polystomatidea; Polystomatidae
Source: the annotation of a GenBank genome assembly